Thamnophis elegans (Western terrestrial garter snake) is the source of this 3583-nucleotide messenger RNA. RefSeq names its product methionine sulfoxide reductase B3 (gene MSRB3). The transcript is spliced from 8 exons. Gene Ontology annotation, molecular function: peptide-methionine (R)-S-oxide reductase activity. Gene Ontology annotation, cellular component: cytoplasm. The record is from RefSeq and is a predicted model, not a curated record. Gene Ontology annotation, biological process: protein repair; response to oxidative stress. The coding region runs from base 954 to 1508 and encodes 184 amino acids. NCBI's taxonomy places the organism in Eukaryota, Metazoa, Chordata, Lepidosauria, Squamata, Natricidae.
GAAAAACACUGACCUAUGAUACUUGAGAGAUAAGAUCAAGAUUGUAACAACUUUCACUAAAGGAACUGUUGUAAAUUGAGAACUACCUGUAUUGCUUCCUGUGUCAUGCCACUGAAUUGGAAACAUCUCUGAAUUAAAUGGACUUUGGUCAGAUAUUGGCAAAGUAUCAGGAAUUUGUGUGCUAUAUUUAGAUGGAACCAUAUCUGGACCAAAUUUAUAGGCGGGGGGAGGGGGGAUUGGUUGUACUAAAGUUCUCUAUAAAUUUCUAUAUGGGUUCUAUGAACUCAGUUGCCGCAACUGAAGACAAAGCGAAAGCCGAAAGUAAAGUUUUGCUGGCCGACGCAAGACUUAUAAAGCCCUGGAAAUACGCACCCUUUCCUUCCGCCCCGUCCUGGGACGGCGUCGGUCUCUGGGCUCUAUGCUCAUAUUUGGAGCUGAUCGAGCAGCUGCCGUGCAAGGAAUUUCCCGUCGUGCCUUUUGGAGAGGUUGCUUGGCUGGGCCGUGGGGGUGGAGGGUGCCUUUGGCCCGAGGCGGCUGCGGGAACAGUAGCUACUUUUUCUCCUGCCAAGGCUGCGCUGCUUUAUUUCGCUGCCUCGCCUGUCCAUGCGCGCCGAGCCUCCCUCGCUCCUGAAUUGAUUCUGCGCGGCGGCGGCGCUUACGCAGAUACCAGCUAGGGGAACCGUGGUCCCUUGGCAAAGGCCAGGUUAUCCUCCCGUCUCUUUCUCUUCGGAUUUCUAGAUUGUUCGAUCCGGCCUGCGUUGCUUGAGUCACAGGCUUUGACACAUGCCAGAUGGCUGCAAUUGGUAGGCGUGCAGGCUGCCUGGUGCUACAGUUGAUGAAACAGAAUAGGAAGACCUUUUAUGAUCAGCUGCUGGAUCCCAGUAAGACUACAGCUUUGCUAGCUGUUGCCCCUGUUCUUUGCCUCUGGUUGUGUUGGUGACGAUAUUACAGUGAUGUCUGCAUUCAACCUACUGCAUUUGGUGACAAAGAGCCAGCCAGUGGCCCUGCAAGCCUGUGGGCUUCCCUCAGGGUCAUGUAGGGGAAAAAAGAACAAAAAGGUGACUUUUUCUCAUGAAGAACUGAGAAAACGGCUGACACCCUUGCAGUACCAUGUUACUCAGGAGAAAGGAACUGAAAGUGCUUUUGAAGGAGAAUAUACAUAUAAUAAAGCCAUUGGAAUAUAUAAAUGUGUUGUUUGUGGAAGCCCUUUAUUCAAGUCUGAAACAAAGUUUGACUCCAAUUCAGGUUGGCCUUCAUUCUAUGAUGUAAUCAACUCUGACACAAUUACAUGUACUGAUGACUUCUCAUUUGGGAUGCACAGGGUUGAGACAAGCUGCACUGAGUGUGGUGCUCAUCUUGGCCAUAUAUUUGAUGAUGGGCCACGUCCAACUGGAAAACGAUAUUGCAUAAAUUCAGCUUCAUUAGCUUUUGAGCCUGUAGACAAGAAUCAUGCUGGAGAAGACAAUGCUAGUUCUACAUCUGCACAACCAGACAAGACAGAGUUGUAAUGGGAAUCUGUUGUUUAACAUUGUUUUCCUAGAUGACAUGGAAAGAAUAUUUCUAAAUGAUUUUCUAGCUUACAUACUAUUUUUAAAAUAUACAAAAAUGUAUACAGCUUUUUCCCUGAUCAAAAUGAGAUGCUAAUUUCUUUUCUUAUAUAACCCGGCAUAACUAUUUCACAACUUCUGUGCUUUGAUCUCAUAACAAAUUGUCUUUUGACACUAUGGUGUUGAUUACUUGCAUUUUUCUUAUGAUAAGUCUGAAUUAUAUUCUUUCAUAUUUUUCAUUCCUUUCAUUCAGUACACAACCAUGGUAAGAAAACAGUUUUCUAAUGCUACUUAGAUGAUUUUGUUUUGAUUUGCACAUAUACAUGGUUACGAGCGUUCCCUUAGCAAACAUACGCAAUAAGCGCUCCCCUAGUGUUUAUGAACAAGUCCUGAAACUACUAAAGUGCAGCUUCACGGCAGCCCUUAUGAAUGACCACAGAGGCUCUGCAACAUUCACCCUGCCUAUUUUCCUCCCCCCACCCAGUCUUCAAAGGCACUAGGCCUGUGGAUAAUCACCUUGCGAAGAUCUAGAGACCCUUCACUUUCUUGGUCUGUUUUGGCACUUCAGGCCCUUGGUGAGUACGCAGAGAUUGAAGGCCUAAAGUACUGCAAGAUCAUGUGAGUUCAGUAUUGUGAGAUCUCAUGCUAUUGAUCUAUCGUGGUGUCACAAUACUUUAGACCUCUGUUCUCUGAAAACUAAGGCCUGGAUGAGAUCUUCAGAAAAAGGCUUUGCAAACCGAGGGAAGGCCUGAAAUAUCAAAACUUUCCCUCCAUUUGCAAAGACUUUUACCAUCCUUGCAAAAAGCCUUUGCAACCCAAAAUGGAGCUCCGCAGUUCCCUUUUGGUGUGUGCAGGCCUUGUCCAGCACUUUCCAGCCCAAAACGAAGCUCCUUUGGGCUGUAAAAUUCCGGACAAGCCCUGCACAUGCCAAAAUGGAGCUUCAGAAGGGCGUGGCAGGCUGGAGAGGAGACAGCUUGCUAGAUCUUCGCAUAGUAAGUGACCCAGCGUGGCAGGUUGGGUGGGAGGAAAAGCAAUUGUGGGGAUCAUGAGAUAUUUCAGUUGGUCGGGAAGGCCUUGGGUGGUCUUAAACAGGUGGCCUGUUCCAUCACUAGGCCUCCCCCCAUUUCCCACCCUGAAAUAUCUCAUGUGCACUUAACGAACCACGCAUCUGAUUAGUGAAUGCGUGGGCAAAAGGAGUGAGUGAGCUAUACCCAUUCAAGGUAUAAGAUUAACUCCCACUAAUCCUCGGGUUAUAAAUGGAAUGGGAAGGCUCCAUUAUAUUCGUAACUUGAGGACUACAUGUAGUCAACUAACUGGCUGUAAUUCUUGUACAAUCUUAGUAUAAUCAACCCAAUUUUGUCUUGGAUUUCUGCAAAGUAUACAACUACAUAAAUGGCAACCAUACAUCCCUGUCUUCAGUUAGAUAAAUACUAUUUUUUUAAAAAAAUUAAAUAAGAUCACAUUUAUAUCAAACAGCUUAGAAAAGAUAGUAAAUUUACUCCUUUAUGUAGCAGGUGGCUUUCCUUUGGAACAUCUUAAGAGGCCAGAGUAGUCACAAUACACUUUUAAAAGCUAUGGAUGAAGACUGGUAAUCAUAGACCAGUUUCCUCAUACUUGUAAUGACAGUUUUAAAAAUCCUCAAUUCUCAAAAUGUAUUUAUCUCCUCAAAAAGUCAAAAGAGGAAUCAUAGAAUAGUCUGCAAACAUGAGGAAGAUUAUUUUAUUUUGUGAUCCUAUGCGAAUUAAAAAACAUGUAUUGCCUUACCAAUUAGCAUUGUCCUGGGAAAGUUAAUACCUCAUUAAAUGGUACAAAUCUUCCUGAAAUUUCCCUUAACAGCGACAGUGUGUAGCUAGGAAAGUCCUAUUGUAAGCAUUAGAUUGCUAUGCCUACAUUACCUUUUUAUUACUAUUUGGGAGAUAAUCACUUAGGCUGUAUUCUGUUGCUCCUUUUCAACUUCUAUAUGAAGAUCCACUAUCCUUGUGUCAUGUCCACUUGCAUUAGAAUAAAGAGACAAUACUUUUUCAUAAACAAUAAAA